Pediculus humanus corporis (human body louse) is the source of this 1908-nucleotide messenger RNA. RefSeq names its product ribonuclease p/mrp subunit, putative. NCBI's taxonomy places the organism in Eukaryota, Metazoa, Arthropoda, Insecta, Psocodea, Pediculidae. The record is from RefSeq and is a predicted model, not a curated record. The coding region runs from base 1 to 1908 and encodes 635 amino acids. The transcript is spliced from 11 exons.
AUGACAAUAAUUCAUUUUAAAAUGUUCAAUGAACGUCUCAAACUUCACAGAUUUCACAAAUGGUUGUAUGAUAAAAUAGAAGAAUCUUUUAUUUUUCGUAAUUGGCUGUCGUAUAAGAAAAAUUUGGCAUGGAGAUUUUUAAAUUUAGCUCAGGAUGAAAGUCAAAGUUACAGAACAAGGGCAGUCAUAUCAUUGGCAUCUCUUACCAAUUUAACAGAUUCCGACUAUCAGCAGCUUGCUCAAUCAUGUGAUAUGAGAACGGCAAUCGGCUUAGCUAGAAGUGCUAACAAUUCAAAGUUUUUGUUAGAUCCACCUUAUUUCAAAAUAAAAGCAAAUCAUUCUGCCAUAAUAAAAAAUUUUCAAGAGUUUUUUGUCGCUUUGGAAUCAGAGACCAAGCAUCCAUGUUUUCAUUAUUUUGUUUCAAAAUUUGUCGAUAGUAUUUCAGAUGUUGACAGCAAAAGUUUUGAUGAUGAUUUAAAGGUCAAAAUUGACAACAAAAAUUUUAUUCCAUUAUGUUUAGAAGCUCUUCUUCAUCAUUCAUGGACCAAUGAAAAUGCCAAGCAAAUCGUUCGUCUCGGUGGUUUACCUUUGCUUACGGAAGUUUAUAAAUAUUUACAAGAAACAGAAAAUUUGGAAUCCCUUAUAGCACUUUCAAAACUAAUUUCAAAUAUAUCAGCAUGUUCUGAAUGUUGGAUAAAGCUUUUGAGUACUUUAUCUCGGCACAAAGAUAUUCGAGUUUCGGCACCUGCUCAAAAAGCCCUUUGCAACUUCGAUACGGAUGAUCCAAUACAAAAAGAUGUAAACGUGUAUUCAUCAAGAGUUUUUCCUCUUCAUCCAACAUCAAGAACUUUACUAAAUCCUAAAUUAGAUGUUAUAUUUAUUCACGGAUUGCUUGGCGGAGUUUUUAUAACUUGGAGACAGAGAGAUUUUGGUCAUUGCACUCAUAAAUCACCUUUAGAGCUCUUAGGGGAUUAUAAUCCCUUAUGUAAUAAUAAUACCUCUUCUCCCAUUCCUACCGCAGCUUCCAAAAAGGUUCCUUCCUUUCCUCCUCUUCAACCGGGUUUGACAUUUUUCGACAAAGAAAAUGUUGUCACGUAUCAAAUGAACAAAUCUUUCGAUCAAGAAUUUUUUGUAGAUGUUCGAGAUUUCAAUAAACGGGAAAAACUUGCUGAAGGCUACGAAUUCGUUUUACACGAUAUUCCAAUCGAUUGUAAUUUUGAUUCGACUGGACCUUAUUAUGGUUCACCAAAAGAAGAAGAUUUAGAGGGGAAUCUGACGAGGUGUUGGCCGAAGGAUUGGUUGGCAAAGGAUUGUCCAGAAAUUAGAUUAAUAGGAGUAAAUUAUGAAUCGAAUAUAUCGCAAUGGACUCCAUUAUGCCCACUUGCACCUAUGAGCGGUACAAUUUUGGAAAGAAGUUUUCAUCUUGUUAAUAUUUUAUGCGAAGCUGGAGUUGGUAAGAGGCCCAUUGUGUGGAUAAGUCAUUCCAUGGGUGGCCUCAUAGUCAAAGGAAUACUUAGCAUUGCUCAUUCUAGUUCCAAUCCUCAAUUUCGCUCUCUAUUAGACCAAACAAAAGGGAUAAUUUUUUAUAGCACCCCCCAUAAAGGAUCUCGAUUAGCCGCGUUAAAUACAACGAGUCAAAUGAUUGUAUGGCCCUCGAUAGAAGUUCAAGAACUAAGAGAAAAUUCUCCGGGUCUUUUAAAACUCCACGAAGAUUUUCUUCGUCUAACAUCUGAAAAACCAAUCAAAGUGGUGACAUUUUCCGAAAGGGAAUCAACAUAUAUAACGGCAUUAAAAUUCGAAUUACAAUUUGUCGAUUCUCAUUCGGCUUAUCCUGACGUGGGAGAAAAUUUUGGUAUACCUCUUGAUCACCUUUGCAUAUGCAAACCAUGUGGAAGGUGUGGAAUUUAA